Messenger RNA from Rhopalosiphum padi (bird cherry-oat aphid), 3773 nucleotides. RefSeq lists its product as uncharacterized. The transcript is spliced from 6 exons. Bases 412 to 2448 code for a protein of 678 amino acids. The record is from RefSeq and is a predicted model, not a curated record. NCBI's taxonomy places the organism in Eukaryota, Metazoa, Arthropoda, Insecta, Hemiptera, Aphididae.
CCGAUCGGUUCUUCAAUAGUCCGUUGCCAGUGGACUGGCGAAGGCCAAGGUCUGAUAUUUUUCUUUCGUACAUUUGCACACCGUAAAACAUAAACAUUAAAAUUAUAUUUUAUAUUUCCGACGAAACACCACUAUAAAAUUUCUUCCGACAGUUUUUAAAAAUUGCUCACAUUUCAUCGCCGUCGUUCCCCAAUUGCCGCGCACACCUCAUCCGCGCGAGUGCAGUUUUUUGCGUAAAAAAAAUUUAAAUUAAAUUUUGAACCAAAAUUCGUUUUUUUUUAAUCUUUUUUGUUGUGCGCCGUAUUUGUAUCCAGCCGCGGAGCGGUCCAGUUCGCCGCGCUACAACACCACACCGCCUACACGGAAGCACCAUCUUCUGACGUCAUUUCACGAAGACUACCGCCGUUUCAAAUGGACAAGACCAGCGUGAGCGCGCUAUAUGCGUGCAUCAUGAUACUGACGGUAGCAUCGGCCACGUCUUUACAAGACUGCGAGGCUGACAUGACGGGAUUCGAGCUGGUUACCGGGUACGUGUUCACAGCACCCGAUGACUUGCUGGACAGCAUACCCGGCACGCUGAUGUUGACCGAUUGCCUGGAGGCUUGCCACGCUAACGACACAUGCGAAUCGGUCAACUACGAGACCGGUCUGUGUGUGAUGUUCUCGUCCAACGCUGACGCAUAUCCAGGAGCGUUAAGCAAGUCACAGUUUCCGGUGUUUACGAUAUACGCACAAAAAACGUGUUUGGGCAUAAAGCCAUGUGAACGAGCCUGGUGUUUCGACCGAGUGCAAGGUUACAAGCUCAAAGGGUUUGGCAAGAAGAAAUUAUCCGCAACAUCUAGGCAAGACUGCUUGGAGUUAUGUCUGGGAGAAAGAGAAUUCUCUUGUCGAUCAGCUAACUACAACAACGGUACGGCGGAAUGCGAUAUGUCUGACAUGGACAGACUGACAGUGGCCGGUCAGGGGGCAUUCGAACCGGCCACCGGCAUUGACUAUUUGGAAAACAACUGCGUAGAUGAGCCGGUCAAGCUGUGCGAGUUUAAAAAGUUCCCAGGCCGCAUACUUAAGACCGUCGAUUCGGUGUACCAGGACGUGGGUUCUCUAGAUGACUGUCGGGAGCUGUGCCUUAACUCACCGUAUAGGUGUCAUUCGUACGAUUACGGCGAUACCGGCGAACUCGUGUGCCGGCUCAGCCAUCAUUCCAGGGCUACAUUAGCAGACAUACAGGACCCCUACUUAGAAGUUCCAGAAGCUUCAACUUAUGAGCUCAAUUCUUGUUACAACAUAAGCAUCGAGUGUCGUUCAGGUGACAUGGUGGCUAGGAUUAAAACCAGCAAAUUAUUCAAUGGCAAAAUUUAUGCGAAAGGAAAUCCAAACUCGUGUGUUCAAGAUGUACGCGGAAGUUUGGACUUCGAACUCGAAAUGGCUUAUGAUGAUGUGGAGUGCAACGUAAAACAACAAGGUCUAGGUAGAUACAUGAACGACGUGAUUAUUCAACACCACGACACCAUAAUCACUAGUUCCGAUCUUGGUGUGGCCAUUACAUGUCAGUACGACUUGACAAAUAAAACAGUUUCAAACGAAGUAGAUCUAGGAAUACAGGGUGAUUUGAAGCCAGCCAUGACGGAGGAAGUUAUUGUGGACUCCCCGAAUGUCGCCAUGAAGAUUACGGACCGGCAAGGGGCUGACGUUAAGCCUACGGCCGAAGUGGGAGAUCCGCUGGCACUCCGAUUCGAAAUAUUGGACCCAAACAGCCCGUACGAGAUAUUUGUCAGAGAAUUGGUAGCUAUGGACGGAGUGGACUCAAGUGAAAUAGUGCUAAUUGACGCUGAUGGAUGUCCAACUGACCACUUUAUCAUGGGUCCUCUUUACAAAUCAUCAGACUCGGGAAGUGGAAAGAUUCUCUUAUCAUAUUUUGAUGCGUUCAAAUUCCCGUCAUCCGAGGUGGUCCAAUUUAGAGCUCUAGUUACACCUUGCAUGCCAACCUGCGAACCUGUUCAGUGCGACCAAGAAGACGCUUCUGGAGAACUGAGGUCCGUAAACUCAUUUGGAAAAAGAAGGCGGCGAAGGUCCACCAAAAGUACAUCGGACGCCAGAGACGACAUGCUGCUCGUGCAAAGCAUUCAAAUCACCGAUAAGUUCGGAUUCGGCGCGCAACAAGCAUCACCGGAAAUGAAUCCUACGGACACAACUGCUUUCAGCAUAAAACACCACGACUACAACAUCGAUAGUUUAUGCGUUAAUUUAUUCGGUGUUAUAAUAUCAUGCCUAGUUUUUCUGGCCGUUCAAGUUGCCGUGCUAAUAGCAUGGGCGUACGUUUGGAACAAAAAAAGACACGUUGACAAGUACCAUCAACAAGAUGGGCUGUCUGUGAGUAUGAGCAUACCAGUAGGACGAACGGACAGCAUGUGCAAGCUGUACGAUACGGGGUACGCAAAACGAUACUGAGUGAUCAACUUUUAAUGAUCCAUAAUGAGAUAGUUUGCCAUGACAGAUUUUUUUAACCUAGAUUAGCUAAGAUACAAAUUAUAAAUUUGUUAAUCAUAUUGAUAAACAAUCUUUUUAAAGUGACAUCGCGCUCAAAUAGCCUUAACGGUCAAAAUAAAUAGAAAAAAUGUUAGUAUCUAUAAGACCGUUAACUUAUAUUUAGGCUAGACAGUUCGACUUUAAGUUUAAACUUUUUAUCUGAUUAUAAUUAUAAUCAAAAAAAAAAUUUUUAAUUAAUUUUUCGAUCACUUAUAAGAAAUAAGAAAUUAAAAAGUCUUAUACUAGUAACAAUUCUAUUUAUAUACGUACAAUGAUAUGUAUAAAUAUCAUAACGAUUAUUCAAUACUUUUUAAGAAAUUAAAAUAGAAAUAUUUCAAAUAAAAUAUUGAAAUAAUAUUUAUUUUUUUCUACCUAAUAAAAACUAAUUUUAAUAAAAACUAGGUUUUAAAUUAAUUAAUAAAUUCAAAUUAUCUCAAUAUUUUAAUUAGGUACCAACUAAUAAUAAAAAAUUUGUAUUAUAAAUAAAUAAUACGUAUAAUUUAUUGAAUUAUUUCUAGCAAAAUUGUUCAUUUUAAUUAUUCAAUUGUAUAAUAAUAAAAAAUAGGUACUUUACAACCGUUUAACAUGAUAGUAUUCACUAGUUUUCACUAUAAAUUAUUGCAAUUCUAAAUAUUUAUUUUUUUAUUUUUUGAAGAUUAAUUUUAAUAAUCAAUAAUACGGUUUAGCCAACCAAUUUAAUUUAUUUUAGAAUUAAUUAACAUGUAAGUAUUUAUUGAGCUGAAACGUAGACGAUUUUUCCUACGAUGAACAUAAUAUGUAUGUUUGAAAUCAUUCAAACAAAAUUUAUAUAAUACUCAAAAUUGUUGGAGUCUUGUCUACGUUUCUCAAAGCUAAAUUAUGACAACUUUCCCUUUCUUGUGGCAUAAAAUGUAUUCAAUAGCUUUUAUUUAUAAUUCAUCUUUCAUAUUUUUACCAUAUAUGAUUAAAUUAACCAAUAACCAUAGUGAUAAUUAACCAAGAAACGGGAAUAUUAAGUCAAAGAUGAGUACUAAUAUUAAGUAGUACUUUUGAGAUGUAACUACUCGUUUAUAAAUUAAGAUUUUUUUACUUAAAAUAUUAUUAAAAUAAUAUAUACAUAUAAAUAUUAUAUAAUAUAGUCUUAUAUAGUCUUCUAUUUAUUAAUUAUAAUUAUAAUAUAUAUAUAUAUUGAUAAUAGCUUUAAGUAAUAUUUAUAUGGUAAUAAAAAAUAAUGUGAAAUUAAAUUUAAAAAAAAUGAACAAACAUUA